Coregonus clupeaformis (lake whitefish) is the source of this 1268-nucleotide messenger RNA. Its product is annotated as leukocyte cell-derived chemotaxin 1-like. Gene Ontology annotation, biological process: negative regulation of endothelial cell proliferation; negative regulation of angiogenesis. The record is from RefSeq and is a predicted model, not a curated record. Lineage: Eukaryota; Metazoa; Chordata; Actinopteri; Salmoniformes; Salmonidae. The coding region runs from base 89 to 1042 and encodes 317 amino acids. The transcript has 7 exons.
AGAGCGAGAGAGAGAGUGAGAGAGAGAGAGAAAGAAAGCGCGCGCGAGAGAGAGACCUUUGCUCAGGCUCUCAGACCCAUUCGCAGCCAUGGCCGGGAGUUCAGAGAAAGUGCCCAUCGCCUUUGCGGGACCGGAUGACCUGCAACAGUUUAUGCCACCGGCAUACACUGCUGUGGCCGUUAAACCGGCUGCCACCAGCCGCCUGCUGAAGACCGGGAUUGUGGUCCUGAUCGCCGGGGCAAUUCUGCUGCUGUUCGGGGCUAUCGGAGCUUUUAACUUCUGGAACAACAACGACAACCAUGUCUACAACAUCCACUACAGCAUCAGUAUUAAUGGUAAGGUGGAGGAGGGCUCUAUGGAGAUUGAUGCUACCAACAACAUGGAGAGAUUCCGCACUGGCAGCGGAAAUGGCGAGGCAGAGGAGGUCCACGACUUCCAGGUUGGUAUAACUGGUAUCCGUUUCGCUGGAGGAGAGAAGUGCUACAUUAAGACCCAGGUCAAAGCUCACCUGCCUGAUGUGAAAACUCUGAACAAAGACUCACUUCUGUUCGACCUGGAGGAUGAGGUGAUGCCUGCUAAGUUCGAGGAAGACUCACGGAUCUGGGUGGCAGCUGACACGCCCCUCUCUGACCCCGCCUUCCUCAGCUCCAAGAUCCAUGAUUUGUGUGGAGACCUGCCAAUCUUCUGGCUCCGCCCCACCUACCCCAAUGGCGGGCAGAGGAAGAGGAGGGCGGCCCCUCAUCAGCGUCGCCAGGCAACCGGGUCAGAGGAGGAAGUGGACCCGGAAGCAGAAUUUAACCCCGAGAACCCAUAUCACCGUGGCCUGGAUGGCGAUGAGGGCACCAUGACCUUUGACCCCAUGCUGGACCACCAGGGCGUGUGCUGUACGGAGUGCCGGAGGAGCCACACCCACUGCCAGAGGAUCUGUGAGCCCCUGGGCGGGUUCCACCCCUGGCCCUACCACUACCGCGGGUGCAGGGUGGCCUGCAGAGUCAUCAUGCCCUGCCGUUGGUGGGUGGGACGCAUUCUGGGCAUCCUCUAAACACCCCCCAACCAGCCCUGGAGUGGUAGUCCAGAGAGAAGGAGAGGCGGGUAGAGAGAGAAGGGGGAGGUGGAUUUGGGCAAGGGAGAAAGAGAGAGAGAUAGAUGGAGAGAAAAAUCAAACAAGUCAAUCAAGGAUAUUCAGUUUUCCAUCAUAAGAUAUGCUAUGCAUGCUGUAACACAGACUACAAUACCAUAUGACAUACAGUACAUGAGUAUUAUUGCUC